Athalia rosae (coleseed sawfly) is the source of this 3355-nucleotide messenger RNA. RefSeq names its product laccase-1-like. Gene Ontology annotation, biological process: iron ion transport. Gene Ontology annotation, cellular component: plasma membrane. The transcript is spliced from 11 exons. Gene Ontology annotation, molecular function: copper ion binding; oxidoreductase activity. Lineage: Eukaryota; Metazoa; Arthropoda; Insecta; Hymenoptera; Athaliidae. The record is from RefSeq and is a predicted model, not a curated record. Bases 333 to 2627 code for a protein of 764 amino acids.
UUAGAUACGUGAGCGACGGUCCCGCGGUCAGUUCUUCGUUGAGACCCGAUCGUCCUGCAUCGAGACCUCUUGAAGACCGGGACUAAUUUAACACUUUUUUCUGACGUUGCGGUGGCAUCUUCGAGCUCCAAAUUGCAUCGGGAGAGUCGAGUGUUACGCGCCACUUACAUAAUAAUGCACCUUUAAAAUUAUUCAUUUUUGCGGUGAAAUUAUUGUGGAUCAUCAAUUAUUUAGUGUUUUUUUUUUUUUCUAUCGGUUGCGUUGAAAGUGCAGGACAAGUGGAUACUAUUAUUGUGACUGACAAAAUUUUUUUUAUAACGCCAAGACUAAAGAUGCUGUCUCUCAAGCAAUUAGUUUUGGCAGCUGAGCUGAUGCUCUUAAUCACUUGCUAUUAUUCUAGUGCAGAAACGGUUAUAACGGCGCAAGAUUCGUUAGAUUGGGAUUUAGAAUCAGAAUUGAUCGGUGAAACUACAACGAUUAUUUCUGACUUGAGUGAACAUCCCUGUAAACGUGACUGCAGAGAAGAUGCACCCCCGAUGGAAUGCUACUACGAAUUUCGUUUAGAAGCUUACCACACUAUGAGUAAAGCUUGUUUCAACUGCCCCUCAAAUAUCACGGACUGUUUCCGCCCCGACUGCGUUUCCGCUGAUGGCAUAAAACGUCCGCUUCUUGUCGUUAACAGACAGAUGCCCGGGCCAUCGGUUGAGGUUUGCUUAGGCGAUAGGGUGAUUGUUGACGUGCAUAAUCUACUUCCGGCAGAAAGUACUACCAUGCACUGGCACGGUCAACAUCAUAGAACAACACCCUAUAUGGACGGUGUUCCCUACGUGACACAGUGUCCCGUUCCUCCGGGUGCUACAUUUCGCUAUCAUUACGUCGCAGCAACUUCCGGAACCCAUUUUUGGCACUCUCAUUCUGGAUUUCAAAGAGGAGACGGAGUCUUCGGUGCGUUGAUUGUUCGAGUGCCUCCCACGCAAGAUCCUCUUAGGAAAUACUACGAUUUUGACGAGCACAGCAUGAUAGUUAUGGACUGGGACCACGAAGCUGGUGUCGAUAAAUUUUUAGCUCAUCAUCACGCCGAUGGUGAUAACAAACCACCAAAUCUUCUGGUCAAUGGACUCGGACGUUAUUUGCCUCCUGGUCCUUCGGUAAACGGGACGGAAAUUGUUCAAAAUAUUACCAUGACUCCCACGGCUACAUUCGUUGUUAAAGAAUCUUACAGAUACAGGUUCCGGGUGAUAAACGCUGAAUUUUUAAACUGCCCUAUCGAAAUAUCCAUCGAUAAUCACACCAUGUAUGUCAUCAGCACGGAUGGGAACGAUAUCGAACCAGUCGAAGCCGAGUCACUCGUCACUUAUGCCGGGGAAAGGUUUGACUUUAUUGUUCAGAUGAAUCAAGAAAAGGAUAAUUACUGGAUUAGAUUCCGUGGAUUGAUGGAUUGCGAUCAAAGAUUCACAAGUGCGAAUCAAGUGGCAGUUCUUAGAUACGAAGGAGCACCGGAAGAAUAUCCAACUGCAACAGUUUCUUACGAACGAGAACCUUCGACUUUCACUCAAGCUUUGCAAAUGAACGCGCUCAAUCAAGGGACAGAAAGUAACGCCAGUACAAGCAUGCCACUUUUGGAAUCACUCGAUCCCGAUGAUGAAGCAAACACUAGAGAUCCGGACCAUCAAUUUUACAUUUCCUACGACUUUUAUGGAAAAGAUAAUCCACAUUUUCAUCGCAAGAAUCUUUACGGGUUCCAAAAAGUUACGAAUAUGAAACAAAGGUUGUUUACACCGCAGUUGAAUUACAUAUCAAUGAAAUUGCCGGCUUUUCCGCUGCUUUCGCAACGCGAUUCCAUAAAAUCAGGUCAAUUUUGCAACGAAAGUAGCGUAGUUGGUUGUGAGGAAGAUUACUGCGCUUGUACCCACGUCCUGGAGGUAAAAUUGGGCAGCGUUGUGGAGCUUGUUCUAGUCGAUAAAGGUUACACUUACGACGCGAAUCAUCCGUUCCAUCUGCACGGUCACGAUUUCCGAGUCGUAGCGAUGGAGAGGGUUGGAAAGAACGUUACCGUCGACGCGGUGAAAAAACUCGACGCUGCUGGAUUAAUUAAAAGAAAACUCAGCCGCGCCCCGAUCAAAGACACAGUCACGGUUCCUGACGGAGGAUACACGAUAGUCCGUUUCCACGCCAACAACCCUGGCUACUGGCUCUUUCAUUGCCACAUCGAGUUCCACGUAGAACUGGGAAUGGCAUUGGUUUUCAAGGUCGGAGAACACGAAGAAUUUCCUCCAGUUCCUCAGGACUUUCCUCGAUGCGGAAGUUACACGCCAGCUGGACCACCGGAAGCUACUACAACGAGCACUUCGACGACCACAACCAGCACUUCGAAGAAGACAACGAGCACUUCGACGACGACAACGACAACACCGAGGUCGACAACAACGAUGACAACGACGACUACUAUAGAUCCAAUCGAAAAUGAAAUCAUGAAAGAGAAAAUUACCAUAACAAGGUGGCUUCCUCUGAUCAUCCAAGAGCUUUCGAUGAACACAAAAUCGGCAGCUUCUAUUAAUUCAAUUCAAGGAACUUCAAUUAUAUUCCUGACGGUCUUGGUGACGUUCUUUGUGAAUGUCUGGCGGUAAUAUGGACAAAAUUAUAUUAAUUCAAGCGAGUUCUUUUUCACCUGUACAUAGUUAUAACGAUCAUACCUUCAUGAUAAUAAUUAAUUUUUUUACUGUUCGAAACUAAUUGUUUUUUAGUAGUUUUUCAAUACUUCUUCACGGAAAUUUCGCAGCAGUUAUAUAAGUGGAAGUUGAAAAACUAAGCGCAUGUUAGUUAAUUCUUCCAGCCGUUUAAUUUAUUAUUCUCUAACGAACGAUGGAUGCCUGAUUUAACCAACCGAAUGAUUGACGUUAUGCAGGAAUUUUUGAAUAUUUGGACGAAUGUUAUAACACGUGUUAUAAUAUAACAUAAGAAGAUGCCUUUGUUUCUGUGAUACGAGCGUAAUUAAUUAUAAAUUCUAUGUGUAUUCUAUGAUUAUAUGUAAAUAAUGAAUGAUCAUAGAGGUCUUUUUUCUCGAGGCACUCCAUGAUACUAUCAUAUAAUAUACACUGCAUGUGUAAUGUUCUUGUUGUAAAUUUGUGUAAUUUUUUUUUUAUAUCAUUUUCAAUUACGAGUGAAUGGAUUUCGUUUUUUAUACAUACGACACUGUACAAUUUUAUUUGUUGCUACGAUACAAAAAGUAAUGAAUUUUAAACUCGUCUAAUAUUUUCAUUAUUGUUUAUGACAAUAAAUUUCAAUACCUGCCUAUUCCGAAUAACAUAGAUCAAGUCUUUGAUUAAUAAAAUAACGAAAAAAUAAGUUAAUCAUA